Molecule: messenger RNA, 468 nt
Organism: Zingiber officinale
Lineage: Eukaryota; Viridiplantae; Streptophyta; Magnoliopsida; Zingiberales; Zingiberaceae
Exons: 2
Coding region: 1-468 (155 amino acids)
Molecular function (GO): nucleic acid binding; RNA-DNA hybrid ribonuclease activity
Source: RefSeq, a predicted model, not a curated record
AUGGAGGAGACCUUCCAAAUAUUGAGAAGGUAUGGCGUCAAACUUAACCCUCAAAAGUGCCUGUUUGGGGCAAAAGGCGGGCGCUUCCUGGGCUACAUUGUGACCGAACGGGAUAUAGAGGCGAACCCCAGCGAGAUAAAUGCACUGCAGGACAUGCCGCCUCCUAGAAAUCUCCGAGAGGGAGAGCGGAUGCAUUUAUCCGUCCAGCUAGAUUAUCGGGCAACCAAUAAUGAGGCGGAAUACGAAGCCCUCAUAGCCGGAUUGCAAGCCGCACGGCAUGUUGGAGCCAGUCGGGUCGUGAUCCACACGGAUUCCCAGCUUGCCGCUCAGCAACUCAUGGGCGCCUUCGAGAUAAACAAUGCAAGACUUAAGUUGUACGCGGAGGCUUUUGAGAAACUCAAGACUAACUUCACCGAGGUGAUGGUCCAGAAGAUACCCCGAGCAGAGAACCAGGCGACAGAUGAAUAG